Molecule: messenger RNA, 2907 nt
Organism: Phyllostomus hastatus (greater spear-nosed bat)
Lineage: Eukaryota; Metazoa; Chordata; Mammalia; Chiroptera; Phyllostomidae
Gene: RSPO3
Product: R-spondin 3
Exons: 5
Coding region: 27-848 (273 amino acids)
Source: RefSeq, a predicted model, not a curated record
AGGAAGGGAAACAUUACUGGGUUACUAUGCACUUGCGACUGAUUUCUUGGUUUUUUAUCAUUUUGAACUUUAUGGAAUACAUCGGCAGCCAAAACGCCUCCCGGGGAAGGCGCCAGCGAAGAAUGCAUCCUAACGUCAGUCAAGGCUGCCAAGGAGGCUGUGCAACGUGUUCAGAUUACAAUGGAUGUUUGUCAUGUAAGCCCAGACUAUUCUUUGUUCUGGAAAGAAUUGGCAUGAAGCAGAUCGGAGUGUGUCUCUCUUCAUGCCCAGGUGGAUAUUACGGAACUCGAUAUCCAGAUAUAAAUAAGUGUACAAAAUGCAAAGCUGACUGUGAUACCUGUUUCAACAAAAAUUUCUGCACAAAGUGUAAAAGUGGAUUUUACUUACACCUUGGAAAGUGCCUUGACAAUUGCCCAGAAGGGUUGGAAGCCAACAACCACACCAUGGAGUGCGUCAGUAUUGUGCACUGUGAAGCCAGUGAGUGGAGUCCUUGGAGUCCAUGCACGAAGAAAGGAAAAACAUGUGGUUUCAAAAGAGGGACUGAAACAAGGGUCCGGGAAAUAACACAGCAACCGUCAGCAAAAGGCAACCUGUGUCCCCCAACCAGCGAGACCAGAAAGUGUACAGUGCCAAGGAAGAAGUGUCAGAAGGGAGAACGAGGAAAAAAAGGAAGGGAGAGGAAAAGAAAAAAACUUAAUAAAGAAGAAAAUAAGGACGCAGUACCUGAUAACAAAGGUCUGGAACCGAGCAGAGAAACCCCAGAACAACGAGAAAAUAAACAGCAGCAGAAGAAGCGAAAGGUCCAGGAUAAACAACAGAUAUCGGUAUCCGUCAGCACUGUACAUUAGAGGGUCCCGUGAGGUUGUCGUAGACUCGUGAUGCUGCUAUCUCAACCAGAUGCCCAGGACAGGUGCUCUAGCCAUUAGGACCACAAAUGGACAACGUGUCAGUUACUGCUCAGUCUAAACAACAUUCCAAAUAGUUGCUAUACCUUCAUACAAGCAUAGUUAACAACACAGAGCCCAAAGUUCAAAGAAGGGAUGCUUUCAAAUGGUUAUCUUACAUGCUUCUGUGCAUUUUUAAGAGACAAGAAAUUUUUUACAUAAUUAUCAAUAGGCUAUAAGUUGUAACAACCUAAGAUGUCAUCUGGAGAAUCAACAUCUUUUCCCUAUUAAAACAAUAUUUUUCAAGCUAUUAUUUUAAGAAACAAAAGAUAGCUCUGCAAAUUCAAAGAUACCAUAUCCCUUCAAAACAAACAAGAGAUCAGGGGAGAGAAACAUCUUUCAAAGGACAGUGUUGUUUUGUCCAGGAGAUCUGGAGAGUGCUCAGAUGUUAGGGCCUGGCAUUUGGAAUCAAGAAUUCUCACCAUAGAAACAACUAUUGUUAAGAUUGGUCCUGUUGCCCUCAUCCCAUCUCGCAAGAAGCAUGAGAGUGCACAUAGAGUUAAAUAUACUGUAUGGGAUUGGAGAAAGGCAAAAUGUGGAAGAAGCCAUAGAGUUGGAGAUGACUUGUGUGCUUUACAAAACUGUGAAGGGUUGUGAUCACCUGGAACAGGUCUCCAGUCUAUGUUGGCACCGUGUGGUUCAGCCUCUGCUGCCCCUUGGGUUAUAUAAGUCUGUAACACGUACCUGUAACUUGCUUCCAAAAGCAAAACCAUACUUAUUAGAAGGAAAUUGUGAUUUCAUAUAAAACAGAAACUAGAGCAAGGAGAAUAUAACAGGUUUGCAAAGUCAUGUGUUUUCUUUCUCUACGAGGGAGAAACCAUUUUAUACCUGCUUAAUGGUCCACCUGGAACUCAGAGGGAUACUACUUUCUAACGAGGUGUAUCUAGUAGUGGAGAAAGCCACCACAAUAAAUAUAUUUGUUGAUAGUUUUAAAAGUUUGGUUCAUUUUGUUUUAUUGGAAAAUUGUUGCUCUUAGAGACUCAUGAAUUAGGAGAGAACUCUGUAUCCUAUGUCAUUCAGAACAUAUUACAUUUCUCAGCAUUUUCUCUUUAAAUCUUCUGUGGGAUGUAAGCUCAUGGAGAUUUACUUAAAGGGUAUCAGGAGAUAUUUAUUCAACUUAUUUCCUUAUUUUAAUCAACAAAAUUCUUACUAUAGAUGUAUAGGCCUCCCUAAAUUAUUUCACUGUCCCCCUUCACUGCUUAGAAAUGAGCUCCUUGAUUGUAUGUUGCAUCUUGAACACUUGGCCUUUUCUUCUCCAUAUUUUCUCAGUCUGUGGACUUCUUUUGGGGAUUGAAGUCACACUAGCUGAAGGCUUCACCAGUGUUUCCUAGAGGACACAGCCAGCCCAGGGCUGUGCACAUAAUCUCGCGACCCAACUCAAACUUCCUGCUGUAAUGGGGGGGGCAUGCCGUGUGACUGCUCUGUCCACCACGCCUCCUCACCCUCUAAAGAUCGCUGCUUUCUGAAGAGUUUGCAGUGAAUUGGGCUUCUGGCUCAAUUCUUGUGGUCAUUCUUUCUCUACCAACUGCCCUAUUUAUAUGGACUGAUUGGCUUACUUCAUUUCCACUUCUCUUUUGCUCUUCCAAAAUACAAAAUUUUUGAAUAAUGUUUUCCUGUUUCUUAUUCUGGUGUUUUCUUAGGCACAUGGGAAAAGUAUCUCAACUAAGUAUAUCUAUUUCCAAUGUAUAAAAAUAAUUCUAUCUUCAACUACAACUUACUUACCAAGGAUAACCAGGGCUUUUUCUACAGAAGUACAUUCGGUGAAAAAGAGAAUAUUCCCAUGUUUUAGAAUUUUUUUCUUGGUUUCAACCAUCAUCUUUGUCCUCGGUCUUACCUAGUCAAGCAUAAGUUGCUAAAUUAUUUUAUGUGUAUCUUUUCAUAUUUAUCAUUGUCUUCAUUAUUUCAAUAAGCAAUUCCUGGGAAGGUCUGUGCCUAUAUAUGUAGUGCUGGGAAAGGGUUAAAU